Amaranthus tricolor (Joseph's coat) is the source of this 716-nucleotide messenger RNA. Its product is annotated as chaperone protein dnaJ 11, chloroplastic. The transcript has a single exon. The record is from RefSeq and is a predicted model, not a curated record. Lineage: Eukaryota; Viridiplantae; Streptophyta; Magnoliopsida; Caryophyllales; Amaranthaceae. The coding region runs from base 68 to 526 and encodes 152 amino acids.
AAUUCCCGAGGCCCAAACCACCGCAAAUCCGUUCCACCACUUCUCACCUAAAACCUCUUUCUCUCCGAUGCUCUCAUUUUCUCUCUAUUCUCCUUCUCUCCCUUCUUUCAAACCAAAACCUCCGAAACCUCUCACCGGUAAAGUCUAUCUCUCCUCAUCGCCGAUCUUUUCAACUUUCCGAAGACCUUACGCCGUCUCCGCCACUGCAUCACCAGAAACUUCUGUAUCUUCGCUUUACGAAGUCCUCGGAAUCUCGAUCGAAGCCACAAACGAAGAGAUCAAGAUCGCGUACAGGAAACUAGCUCGAUCUUGCCAUCCUGACAUCACUGGUGACGCCGACGAAUUCAUGAGAGUCAACGCUGCUUAUUCUAUUCUCUCUGAUCCUGAUAAACGCGCUGAUUAUGAUAGGAAAUUGUAUCCGAUUGUAAGAAGGAAGGAAAGACGGUUUCCUGGUUUGUCGGCUUCUCCGACGUCGUCGUUCUGUCAGUUUCCGCGCCGGAAUUGGGAGACCGAUCAAUGCUGGUGAUUUUACUAUGAUUUUGUCGUUUUUAUCUUUGGUGGAUGGUAGAAGUUGUGUGGUGAGUUGAACUAACUGACAUUGUAAUUAAUUUAGAGAUGAAAUGAGUGGUUGAUACUUUGCCUUAAUUGAGUGGAUAUCUUGGAGAAUGUAAUUAUCAUAAAUAAAUAAAUAAAAUUAUGUGAUUAUUUUCUUCAAA